Messenger RNA from Engraulis encrasicolus (European anchovy), 1595 nucleotides. It is a transcript of the gene eef1g, whose product is annotated as eukaryotic translation elongation factor 1 gamma. The transcript has 10 exons. Gene Ontology annotation, molecular function: translation elongation factor activity. Gene Ontology annotation, cellular component: nucleus; cytoplasm. Gene Ontology annotation, biological process: translational elongation. Lineage: Eukaryota; Metazoa; Chordata; Actinopteri; Clupeiformes; Engraulidae. The record is from RefSeq and is a predicted model, not a curated record. Bases 95 to 1408 code for a protein of 437 amino acids.
CCAGCCUCGCUGUGACACGUUAUAUUUCUGCGACGACGGCUGGUGUAUACGUCAGGGAGGCGCGCCUGGGAUCUUCCUUUCUCUCAUCCUGAAGAUGGCGGCGGGGACUCUGUACACAUACCCAGAGAACUGGAGGGCCUUCAAGGCCCAGAUUGCGGCCCUGUACAGUGGUGCUAAGCUGAAGGUUGCCAGCACCCCCCCUGCCUUUACCUUUGGGCAGACGAACCACAGCGCUGACUUCAUCGGCAAGUUUCCCAUGGGCAAGGUCCCAGCUUACCAGGGAGAUGAUGGUUUCUGUCUGACAGAGAGCAAUGCCAUUGCUUACUACCUGAGCAAUGAUGCCCUGCGCGGCUCUGGCGCCAAGGACCAAGCCCAGGUCAUGCAGUGGGUGACCUUCGCCGACGCCGACAUCGUGCCCCCCGCCAGCACAUGGGUCUUCCCCACCCUUGGCAUCAUGCAGUUCAACAAACAGGCCGCCGAGCAGGCCAAGGAGGAGGUGAAGAAGGUCCUUGCUUACCUCAACCAGCACUUGAAAACCCGUACCUUCCUGGUCGGAGAGAGAAUCAGCCUUGCCGACAUCACAGUUGCUUGCUCUAUGAUCUGGCUCUACAAACAGGUCAUGGAGCCUGCCUUCCGUCAGCCCUACGCCAAUGUGAACCGCUGGUUUACCACCUGCAUCAACCAGCCACAGUUCAAGACCGUCCUCGGCGAGGUGAAGCUCUGCGAAAAGAUGGCUCAGUUUGAUUCCAGGAAGUUUGGCGAGAUGCAGCCCAAGAAGGAACACCCGAAGAAGGAGAAGAAGGAGGGUGGCAAGCCCCAGGACAAGAAGCCCAAGGAGGAGAAGAAAGAGAAGAAGCCAGCUGCCCCCGCCGUGGAGGAGAUGGACGAGGCCGAGCUGGCCCUCGCCGCCGAGCCCAAAGCCAAGGACCCCUUCGCACAUCUUCCAAAGAGCGCUUUCGUUAUGGAUGAGUUCAAGAGGAAGUACUCCAACGAGGACACCCUGAAGGUGGCCAUCCCCCACUUCUGGGAGCACUUUGACCGCGAGGGCUACUCCAUCUGGUACUCCGAGUACAAAUACCCCGAAGAGCUCGCCAUGACCUUCAUGAGCUGCAACCUCAUCACAGGAAUGUUCCAGCGUCUCGACAAGCUUCGCAAAAAUGCCUUCGCUAGCGUCAUCCUGUUCGGCGCAAAUAACGAUAGUUCCAUCUCCGGCAUCUGGGUAUUCAGAGGACAGGACUUGGCCUUCCCCCUGUCCGAUGACUGGCAGAUCGAUUACGAGUCCUACAGCUGGCGCAAGCUGGACGUGGACAGCGAGGAGUGCAAGACCAUGGUGAAGGAGUACUUUGCCUGGGAGGGUGACUUCAAGCACACCGGAAAACCUUUCAACCAGGGCAAGAUCUUCAAGUAAACUCUCUUUGCUUGGGGAGUCUGGUGUCUUGACAACAUGCAUGGACAUGCAACCACAAUGAACGGCAAAAAAGGAACGUUAAGGAUAUUGGAAGAAAAAAAGAAAAGACACGGGGAGUGUGUUGUAUGCUCUGUCUGGAGUUAUGUGUUGAGGUGGAGAGAAAAAUAAAAUGUUUUUCAUUAUCCCA